Molecule: messenger RNA, 3344 nt
Organism: Hydra vulgaris (swiftwater hydra)
Lineage: Eukaryota; Metazoa; Cnidaria; Hydrozoa; Anthoathecata; Hydridae
Source: RefSeq, a predicted model, not a curated record
AAGAUAUUAAAACAACAUGGAAAAUAAGAGAUAGCCAUCUAGAAACAACGUACCAUCUUUAAAAUGCGAUCCAACUGCAUAUAAAUAUUGUCAAGAAAAAAAGGAUCCUGAAUUUUUAAAAAAAUGCUAUAUCAAUGCUAUUAAUGGGUAUGGUGUUUUCACUGAAGUUACACUAAAAAAGGGUCAAUUUAUAUGUGCCUAUUUUGGUGAAUUAAUAUCUCUAGAAGAGGGGGAAAAAAGAGAAGAUAUUUAUGAAGAAAACAAAGGAAGUUAUAUUUUUUUUCUUGAACAUGAACGCCUUAAGUAUUGCAUAGAUGCAACUAACACUGAAUGUAUUGGUAAAUAUAUAAAUGAUAGUCCAAUGAAGAGUGCAAAUGCUAUUAUUAAAGUUAUAAUGGUGGAUUUUCAGCCAUAUUUGUGUAUCUUUGCACAUACAACAAUUUUACAAGACACUGAAAUUAGAUAUGACUAUAAGGCGCCUAAUCUAUGGUGGCGAAAGCUUAAACAUCUUCUGAAACCUUUUACUCUAGGAGAAUUAGAAUCUGAUACCGCAUCUGAGUCUUCUGGUAUUCUUGAUGAAGUAGAGUCAAGUGAUCAUGAUGAAUUUGUGAACAGUGUGGAGAUAUUACCUACUAGUUAUCUAGUCUUCUCUACCCCUCCUCAUAUCAUAGAUUUUUGCAAAGCCACAAGCACACCUAAAAAAGAAACUACAAAGCAAUCAAAAUCUGAAAUUAUGAAUUCUAGUUCAAAAAAAAGACGGUAUCCACAGAGGAAUAUGUCAAAAUGCAUAAACUACAGAAUGCCUGAACUGGAUUUAGAUAGCUCUUUACGUGAUGACAGUGGGAUCGAUGAUUCUUUUUUAAAACAGAUACUUCAUUCUUCAAACGAAGAAUCUUCUGGUGAAGAUGACAGAGACUCAGAUUUCAAUAUUCCAAAAUAUAUUGGUACCCCAGAAUCGGAAAGUCAAUCUGAUGUUAUUGAUGUUAUCCAUAAUGAAUUACUCAGUAUACCAAAUAAUGAAUUUCUUAUCAGAAAAGAAGAAAUUAGUCAGCUAAUUGAAAGCAAGAUACACAGUUCUGAUGAUGAAAUUUUAUCUGACAAUAACAAUGCUAUUGAAUCCAGACACAAACAUGGGCAUAAAAAACACUACUGUCUUUAUUGUGAAAAACUUCUCUCAAAAAUCCCAAGGCAUUUAGAACAUAUUCAUAAGCAAGAAGAACUUGUUAUAGAAGCCCUUCGUUAUCCGAAAAAAAGUAAAGAGCGAAGAAAUAUGUGGACUUAUAUAGAGAGGAAAGGUGAUUUUAAUGUAAAUAUAAAUAACAUUAAAAAUUCUAAAAAAAUAACAUCUGUAAGAAAAUGUACAGUCAACAAAGAUGAUGAGCUAUUGCCUUGUGAAUAUUGUUAUGGUUUUUUCAGAGCAAGGAAACUUUGUGAACAUGUUUCAAAGUGUUUUAGGCGUGGUAGUGAUAACAAGGAAAUAAGUUAUAUAAAAGCUUCUCGAAUAUUAGUAGGCCAAUCCAGUUUGACCGACAAUGCUAAAAUUGUACAUGAGCAUAUACUUACAACUAUGAAACAUGAUAAACUUCACCUUGUUAUUCGCAAUGAUAAGUUAUUAUUGACCUAUGGAGCAGUUGAAGUUGGUAAAAAAGAAAGAGAUCGUUACCAUGAUGUAGGCUAUGCACUUCGAGUUUUAGCUAAGUUAUUGUUGCAAUACAGAAAACAGUUUAAUGCAGAAGAUGCAUCUGCCAAAGAUUUAGUCAAUACAAAAAACUAUGAUAACAUUGUUUCUUCUAUGAAAGUUUGUGCAGAUUAUUGUGGACCAAGAAAAAUUGGAAAUCCUCAUCUUGUUUUAAGAAUAGGAUAUUCAUUAAAAACUUUAGCUAUAAUAGUCAAAUUAGAGUACCUGAAAUUAGGAUUACAAGACAUGGUUGAAAACAUUCGAAAUUUUUUAGAGCUAUUGGAAUCAGACUACAGUAUUUUUUUAAACAAUGCACGUAGUGUAUAUGAUUUACGAAAAGCCAAUGCACCAGAUAUGUUGCCAGAAGAAAGUGACAUUAAAGUUUUAAGAAAUUAUUGUGUUAGUGAAAUCAGCAAGUAUUUAAACAAUACAAUUCUUACAUCUAAUGAAUAUAUACAUUUGUGUAAACUUACUUAUGUAAGAAUACUAACAUUUAAUGCUAGGCGAGGUGGAGAACCUGGAAAGUUGACAUUAGCAGAUUGGGAUAUGGUAGAAAAAGGCAGGUGGAAACGCCAAACUGACAUAGAUGCUUUAGAUGAUCCGAUAGAAAAAAAGCUUGCAGAGCGAUUUAAACUAUGUUACAUUGAAGGCAAAAAAAAACGGAGUGGUUCUUCUGUAAAAGCAUUAGUUCCGAUUAUUUUUACUGAGGAAGUUGUUGGUGCAAUCAGACUAUUAAUCAGCUCAAGGCAAAAUGCUAAUAUUUCUCAAAAAAAUAAUUAUGUGUUUGCCCGUGGUGCAGGCUGUUUUAAACUACGUGGUUGGGACGCGCUACAAUCUUUAACAAAAAAGCUUAAUUUAUCGAAGCCAAAGCUUAUUACGCCAACUAGAACUAGAAAGUAUUUGGCAACCAUUCUGCAGUUGUUAGACAUGAAUAAUGCUGAGCUUUUGUGGCUCACAAAUCACAUGGGGCAUACUAAAGAUGUUCAUCAAAAUUGGUAUCGACGUGAGGAUUCUACUAUCGAAUUAACAAAAGUAGCAAAAAUUCUUCUUGCUAUGGAUAAUGGCGAUGCAAGGUGCAUUCAAAAUAAGAAAAUCGAUUCACUAUUACAAAAUAGUUUUGAAGGAAUUGGGAUAUCAAAUGUUAAUACAGGAGAAAGUGCUAAUGUUUGCACUUAUUCAGAUGAAGAUGUUGGAGAUGCAAAUAGCAAUGUUUUGGAUGAAAAUACCAAUGUCAUUGAAAAUGAAUUAAUUAAUGUCGAACGUAAAAGAAUACAAAAUAAAAGAAUAAACAUGCACAAAGAGUCAAAAAAAACUUGGAAAGGUUGGUCGGAAGAAGAAAACGCAUCACUUCGUAAGGCGUUUUCGAUAUAUAUCGCGAGAAAGAUUCCGUGUCCGCUUCUUGAUGUUAAAAAAAUUAUUGAAAGUAUACCUUGUCUUCGAAGAAGAGGGCAUAAGAUUGUUAAAGACAAACUAAACAAUAUUAUUAGAAAGAGAUGAUUUAUGCGUUUUUAUUUAUAUACAAAUAAUGGUGUUUUGAAGUAGUUAUGUUGAAAUCAGGUUUAUUAACGUUGAUUAAAUUUUAUAUAAUUAUUUCAAGUGUAUUAUAAUUUUAAGUGUGUAUAAAAAAGAUCAGUGUAAUAUUUGUAUAAUGAAUAUAUAUCAAAUA